AUGAACGCAACACAUACGGGCGACGAUGGCUUCGGCGGCGAGGCCGUCAUGGACGCUCUCCGCGCCAAUAAGCUUGCGGUGGUCCUCCUGACUCCCGCCAUCACGUUUUGGAUCUGGUCGAUUGGCUCGUACCUCAAUUCUCCCCUACGGCGGUAUCCAGGUCCGUUCCUCGCCCGAUGGACAAACAUCUGGCGCCUUCUCCAAGUCAUCUCUGGCGAGUACGCGCCGCGGAUGAAGAAGCUCCACGAGAAGUAUGGACCGAUCGUGCGACUGGGCCCGAAUCUCCUUGACCUUGACUUGCCUGAGCUGAGCCGUGUCAUCUACAACACCGACGGAAAAUGGAUGAAGAGCGACUUCUACAAGAACAACAGUGCUAUCGUGGACGGCAAGAUCACCUAUCAUCUCUUCAGCCAAGUCGACAACGUCGAACAUGCGCGCCUGAAGCGUCCCAUCGUCAGGCAUUACUCCGUGCCCAGCGUGCUGGCAUUGGAGAAGCACAUGGACAAAGUGAUCAAUGACUUGUGCGGCCACCUGGAGAAACGAUUCAUUGAUCAAAACAAGACUUGCGAUUUCGGUGCUUGGCUGGCUUACUAUGCGUGGGACUUCAUUAGCGCCGUGACCUUCAGCAAGCGUUUCGGAUACAUGGAGAAGGGCUGCGACUUUGACGGCACGCUGCACAUCGCCGAUCAGGCGAUUGACUAUCUGGGCAUUGUCGGCCAGAUGCCCUUCCUGGACUUUUGCCUCGACAAGAACCCCAUCGUCCGUAUCGGUCCCCCGAACCUCGACAACGUCGCCCGCAUUGCUGUCGAAGCGCUGUUCCCUCGUCUGAAGGGCGAGGACAAGAACUUUGACCCCAAGAACCCCGACUUCUUGCAGUAUUUCAUCGACUCGAAGACGUCGCACCCCGAGGUCGUCGAUGAUGGUACCAUCAUCAACUACUUGCUAUUGAACUUGAUCGCCGGUGCUGAUACCACUGCCAUCACGAUGCGUGCUCUCUUCUACUACACCCUCCGAAACCCGGCCAUCUGGAACCGCCUCGUCUCGGAAGUCCGCGCCACCGACAUCGUCACCCGCGAGACCCCGGCACCAUACCAGGCCGCUCGUGCCAUUCCGUACCUCGAGGCCGUCGUGCGUGAGACACUGCGGAUGCACCCGGCCGUCAGCAUGACCAUGGAGCGCAUCGUCCCCACCGCGGGCCUCAGCCUGCCGGACGGCUCCACCGUCCCCGCGGGGACCCAGGUCGGCAUGAACCCGUACAUCGUCGGCCGCAACCGCGACGUCUUUGGCGACGACGCCGAGGUCUACAGGCCCGAGCGGUGGCUGCAGCGCGCCGACGAGCCCGACGACGUCUUCCAGGAGCGCAUGCGCGACUGGAACGCCGCGGAGCUCACCUUUGGCGGCGGCUCGCGCAUCUGCCUCGGCCGGAACCUGAGCCAGAUGGAGGUGUACAAGGUCGUGGCCACGGUCGUGACGAGGUAUGACUUCGAGAUGGUGAACCCCGAGAGGACGUGGAAGACUGUCUCGCGGUGGUUCUAUCGCGUCGAGAAUGGCAACAUCAUGGUCAACCUCCGUCGGCGAAGUGGUUUCUAG
Thyridium curvatum is the source of this 1590-nucleotide messenger RNA. RefSeq lists its product as uncharacterized. Bases 1 to 1590 code for a protein of 529 amino acids. Gene Ontology annotation, molecular function: oxidoreductase activity, acting on paired donors, with incorporation or reduction of molecular oxygen; iron ion binding; heme binding. The transcript is spliced from 4 exons. Lineage: Eukaryota; Fungi; Ascomycota; Sordariomycetes; Thyridiales; Thyridiaceae. The record is from RefSeq and is a predicted model, not a curated record.